This is a messenger RNA of Nanorana parkeri, 1531 nucleotides long. Its product is annotated as probable G-protein coupled receptor 173. Bases 200 to 1318 code for a protein of 372 amino acids. The transcript has a single exon. Gene Ontology annotation, cellular component: plasma membrane. Gene Ontology annotation, biological process: G protein-coupled receptor signaling pathway. Gene Ontology annotation, molecular function: G protein-coupled receptor activity. The record is from RefSeq and is a predicted model, not a curated record. Lineage: Eukaryota; Metazoa; Chordata; Amphibia; Anura; Dicroglossidae.
UCAUUCUCCUCAUAGUUUGGUCUUCCCACACAACCCUUGCCUGUUUAUGCUCAUUUUCUCCCCUUCCUCUUCGAUUCCACCCCCUGCCCUUGACGAGCCCUCACACCCGCCCCCCCUGAAUACCACUGUUCUCGGAUAUGGAGCAGCACAGAAGGAGAAGGGGGCGCUGACCAAAGGCUAGUUGGGGCCAGCCUCCAACAUGGCUAAUGGCAGCGAGUUGGAGGAGCUGUCUGGCUCUCUAACCCAGUCGACAGCAAUCUCUACCCACCUCAAGCUGGUGCUCCUGGGUUUCAUCAUAUGUGCCAGCUUAGCGGGCAACUUACUGGUUUCCCUGCUCGUGUUGAAAGACCGCUCCUUGCACAAGGCUCCGUACUACUUUCUGUUGGAUCUCUGCCUUGCCGAUGCCGUCCGAUCAUCUGCCUGUUUCCCAUUUGUCCUGCUUUCCAUCCGCAAUGGCUCAGCCUGGGCUUACAGCCUCUUAAGCUGUAAAGUUGUGGCAUUCAUGGCUGUCCUGUUUUGCUUUCACGCCUCAUUUAUGCUCUUCUGUAUCAGUGUUACCCGCUACAUGGCCAUUGCCCACCAUCGAUUCUAUUCCAAGAGAAUGACGCUGUGGACGUGCAUUGCGGUGAUCUGCAUGGUCUGGACACUCUCGGUUGCCAUGGCCUUCCCGCCGGUAUUCGAUGUGGGGACUUACAAAUUCAUCCGGGAGGAGGACCAAUGUAUUUUCGAACAUCGCUACUUCAAAGCCAACGAUACCCUUGGAUUUAUGCUCAUGCUGGCGGUGCUUAUCGUCGCCACUCAUAUCGUCUAUGCCAAACUACUGCUCUUCGAGUACCGCCACCGCAAAAUGAAGCCUGUGCAGAUGGUUCCGGCCAUCAGCCAGAACUGGACAUUCCAUGGACCUGGAGCUACAGGGCAGGCUGCUGCCAACUGGAUUGCUGGAUUUGGAAGGGGGCCAAUGCCACCCACUUUGCUGGGUAUCCGUCAAAACACCCAUACCGCCAACAGGCGCCUCUUGGGGAUGGAUGAGUUUAAAAGUGAGAAGAGGUUGGGGCGGAUGUUUUACGGGAUUACCCUCAGCUUCUUGGUGCUCUGGUCACCCUAUAUUGUGGCCUGUUACUGGAGGGUGUUUGUCAAAACCUGUAGCAUCCCUCAUCGCUAUUUGUCCACUGCAGUGUGGAUGACUUUUACUCAGGCCGGGGUAAACCCUAUCAUGUGUUUCCUACUUAAUAAAGACUUGAAGAGCUGCCUUCAGCUCCACAUCCCCUUUUGGAGGACGAAAGCCUUGCUACCUAGGGAGCCUUACUGCGUAAUGUAAGAGGGAAAACCAUUCCACUCCCAGAGUCACACUAACCUCAGUGAUUGGGAAAUAAUGGAUUUUACGUGACCCAGUGGGCACGAUCGAGAAGAAUUUCAUAAUUUGGACCAUCAUAAGACAUAAACAAACAAAAAAAAACAUCAAGUUGAAAGACUAUAGCUUUUUUUCUUUUGAAAAAAGUUUCUUUUCUAAAGAUACAAUUGGUGAAAGGAG